Molecule: messenger RNA, 1895 nt
Organism: Lytechinus pictus (painted urchin)
Lineage: Eukaryota; Metazoa; Echinodermata; Echinoidea; Temnopleuroida; Toxopneustidae
Product: tRNA-dihydrouridine(20) synthase [NAD(P)+]-like
Exons: 13
Coding region: 120-1736 (538 amino acids)
Biological process (GO): tRNA dihydrouridine synthesis
Cellular component (GO): cytoplasm
Molecular function (GO): tRNA dihydrouridine synthase activity; flavin adenine dinucleotide binding; tRNA binding
Source: RefSeq, a predicted model, not a curated record
UGUCAAUCCAAGCGAUGCUGCAUAAACACGGAUGACACGUGUGUACGUUGUUCAGAUAGUAUCCAUCCAUAUCUGCGGAGAAGCCUGGUUGAAGUUUAAAUUAACUGAAAACAGGAAGGAUGGGUUCUAGGCUGAACUAUGCCAACAAAGUGAUCCUAGCCCCGAUGGUGAGGAUAGGCACUCUCCCUACAAGACUAUUGGCAUUGGAAUAUGGUGCUGACAUUGUAUAUUGCGAGGAGUUGAUCGAUUUCAAAAUGCUCACUUGCAGGAGAAAAGUGAACGAUGUUCUUGGAACUGUCGAUUACAUAUCAAAGGAUGAUGUGGUAGUCUUCCGUACAUGUUCAAAAGAAACAGAUCGACUGGUUUUCCAGAUGGGAACAGCGGAUGCCCAGCGAGCACUCAAGGUUGCGAAGAUGAUUGAGAAAGACAUCUCGGGAAUCGAUAUCAAUAUGGGCUGUCCUAAGGAUUUCUCAUUGAAAGGGGGCAUGGGAGCAGCACUGCUCAAAACCCCAGAUCGUAUCAAGGAGAUUCUGACAACAUUGGUUCAGGGAGUUAAAAUUCCUGUAACAUGCAAGAUUCGAAUCCUCCCCAAGUUGGAAGACACCAUAGCACUGGCCAAGAUGAUUGAGCAAACUGGUGUUGCUGCCCUUGCUGUCCAUGGACGUCUUACUGAAGAGCGCCCUCGCAACCCUAUACAUUGUGAUGCAAUCAAGGCUAUUUCUGAUUGUAUUAGUAUUCCACUGAUUGCAAAUGGAGGUUCACAAGACAUCAUCAAAUCGUAUGAAGACAUAGAGAGAUUCCGUGAGAUGACCGGAGCGUCAUCGGUGAUGAUUGCCAGGGAGGCCCAGUGGAACCCGUCCAUUUUCCGAAAGGAAGGCAAACUGCCAAUACAGGAUGUGAUCAAGAGAUACAUCCAAUAUGCUGUAGACUAUGAUAAUGUUUACACAAACAUGAAGUACUGCAUCCAACAGAUCCUAAGAGAUGUGGUCCAAUCUGAACAGGGUCAGGAAUUACAGCGUUCAAAGAGUGUGAAGGAGAUCUGUUCAGCAUUUGACAUGAAUGAUUACCAUGACAAGGUCUUGGCAGCAAGAACAGCAACCAUAGAAGAGCUAGAUUGCACAGAGAUGGCCCCUAAGAAACGGAAGCUGAAUGAUGGGACCUUCGUCAUAGAAGCACCAUGUAAACUAAACAGGAAACAGUUGAGGCUAUUCAAGACAACUUACAAGGGUUUGCUGGUAGAGUACUGCCAUGCCCAGAGACUACAACUGCCUCGAUACACCACAGAGGAAGAUAAAAAGAAUAAUGUUUUCAGGUCUUCUAUUAGAUUGAACAAUCAGGAAUAUGCCACAACACUAUGGUGUACAAGUAAGAAGUUUUCUGAGCAAGCUGCAGCAGCAGUUUGCUGCCAACAGCUUGGCUUGUCUCUCCAAAAGAGGGACCCUCGCUCGAGCACUCCUUCAAAGAAGAGCUGUACUGAAUCAGGAGAUCAGACGGUCAAAAAGCAAGGUCAGGAGGUCAAAUCAAUAGGUCAUGCUAAAGACCAAUCCGAGCAGCAGGACAACCUGAAUAGCCAGCCUGUCAAAGGGCAGGAAGAGGUUCACAACGGGACGGGGGCAGAAUCAUCCAGUUCACACACAGCAGGAAAUGCUUUCCCCUCUGCUGUGCCUUCACCAAGCAAGGAUUGCUCUACAGAUCAUCAGGAUAAAAGAUAUGUUAAUAUUGCUGAGCAGAGAUGACAUAAGUCUAUUGCCCUAAAUGAUAUCUGUCAGUAACAUAAGUACUAUGCAAUAUACUAAUAUUUUAACCAUACAGGAAAAUACAUUGCUUGAAUCCUUGUGUAAUCAGCAAUAUUUUCCUUUUAAAGUCUAUAUAUUAGAAAUAACAGAUUGAUUCAA